CACGAUCACACAACCAGCGGCGGCAUGGCCUCCGACGUAGAGUACUCGGCCGGCACGGGCAACCCGCGACAUGACGAUCGCUCACCGGCCGUCCUCAUCGUCUCGUCCGUCUUUCUCGCCAUCGCGACCAUCUUUGUCGCUCUCCGAUGCGUGUCCAAGUUUUACAUUCGCAAAAGAGCAGACUGGGACGACUGGGUGACUCUGUUGGCUUGGCUCUUCACCGUCGCGCUCUCAACAUGCAUCAUCUUUGCCGCCACCGUGGGCAUGGGGAAAGUAGACUAUUUGAUUAAGCCAGAAUGGGUCAAGCCCCUCAAGGCGGCGACCUACGCCUUCCCCAUGUUCUACAAUCUCUCGUCCAUGACAGCCAAAACCUCUGUCCUCCUCCUCUACGUCCGCAUGGCGAGUGCUCAUCCAUUCUUGCGCAAUGCUUCAUACGCUGUGCUUGCCAUUGUCAACGUCUCGGGCAUGGUGUUGGUAUUCUUGAACAUCUUUCAAUGCCGACCGAUCAAGGCCGCUUGGGACGUGCAGGUCGAAGGGACCUGCAUGGACACGGUCACACUCUUCCUCGCGUCAUCACCCAUCAACAUCCUCUCGGACCUCGCCAUCCUCGUCCUCCCCUUGCCAAUCAUCACCAGCCUCCGAAUGGAGAUCCACCAGAAGAUUGGCCUCGUCUUGACCUUUAUCUGUCUCAUUUUCGUCGCGAUCGUCGAUGUUGUUAGAAUCUCGUUCUUGCAAACCGCUCUGAGAGAACAAGUCUCCAUCGGUAUGAGCCACGUGUCGGCAAACUCGCGGCCACCAAACUACUACUACGACAUUGCGUAUGGUACGCUCUGGUCUGCGAUCGAGUGCUCGGUGCGCGUGUCUUGUGCAUGUGCCCUCGUCCUCAAACCACUGCUACAAAAGCUCAAACCCGCCAUCUUGUCUCGUGGAUCGAACAGAUCAAAGAACUCGAAUGGCCACGCUGCGUCAGGAGGACACAACAGCAACGGCAACCCGCUCGAAUCCAACAAUGGCAAUGGCAACGGAAACGCCAACGGCAACGACAAGGAGAGUAUGCGGUCGCUUCAGUUCACACCCAAGUCUCCAAAGGUGGACCAGAUGCCCCUGCAAGCCAUCUUGGAAACAGACCCCGACGUGCCAGACGAGGACACAAUGGACAUCUUUGACCUCUUCCGCAGUGGUCCCCCCGCUGGAUCUACGGCCGGAGGCUCUGCCAUCGCUGCGGCGAUUGCGCAGUCUGGAGGCACUGCCAUCUUCGGCACCGGGUUCGGCGGAGGAUUGACGAGAAUACCCAGCAGGCGGCUGAGUGCUAGCGGAGCCAUGGUAGCUCCAUUGGCCCGCAUGCCCAGCCGCGGCGGUAUCGUUGCGCCGCUGCAUAGAAUGGGCAGCGGGGGGCGUCGCGAUUCCAACGGAGGACGUCGGGACAGCUUCAACCAUCCACAGCCUGGCCCAAGUCCGAACCCAACAAACGGUAGCCCGCAUUCGAGCGAGACAAUCGGCCUACCACUGGCCCCGCAAAGAACGAAGCUGAGCGACCGCACCAUACUCCAUCCGUUGAAGUGGUUGUCGCGGGACGAUACGCCAAUGGAGCAGACACAGCAGCCCACGGGCAAGUUCUUCGACUUUGUUCAGAUGGGGGGCCGGAAACCUCUCACCGAGCUGUCGGCAAGAGAAGCAUGGUGGCCGGUUCUGUUCGUGUCGAUCCUCUUUUUCCUCUGGGGCUUCGCAUAUGGAUUACUCGGCACCCUUAACAGCAGGAUCCUCGAUGUGAUCGGAUCGUCGCCAUCAAAGGCGAUUGCCCUUCAAAGCUCGUACUGGAUCGGCUACGUCGUGGGCCCUUCGACUCUCGGCGGCUAUGUCCUCAUCCACUACGGCUUCAAGGCGACAUUCAUCACAGGUCUGACAAUAUACGCCUGCGGGACAAUGUGCUUCUGGCCGUCGUCAGUCCUGGCCUCGUACGCGGGGUUCUUCAUCUCCAACUUUAUCAUCGCCUGCGGCUUGUCCAUUCUCGAAGUCGCCGCCAACCCGUUCAUUGCGCUCGCCGGCCCGGGCGAGUACUCCGAGUCACGGCUCAACUUCUCGCAAGGUAUCCAGGGUAUCGGCGGCGUGCUCUCCCCCAUCCUCGCCCGCAAGGCGUUAUUCCGUAACCUCGAAGGCCGUGCAUCGUUAUUCGAUGUCCAAUGGUGCUACCUGGCUGUCGCACUGUUCGUCAUUGCCCUUGCCCUCGUCUUCUUCUACGCGCCGCUAUCGGAAGCCACCGAAGACGACAUGGAGCGAGAAACACAGCUGCGCAUGGCGAAUGCUGGACUGGACCCUCGCGGCAAGGCAUAUGGAAUGUCCGCAAAGUGGUUCAUCAUCGUCUUUGGCGUGUUCUGCAUGUCGGCGUACGUUGGCGCUCAGGAAUCCGUGUCCUAUUUCUGGGAACCCCUGCUCGCGCGCUUCCGACCCCGGGACGACGAGUUCUGGGACCUCACGAUCGGGCACUCGGUCUUCGCCUUCGGUCGCUUCCUGGCAUCCGGCGCCAUGUUCAUUGGCUUCACACCGAGGCUGAUUCUCAACAUAUGCCUGAUUGGCUCGUUCAUCACGACAUUGCUGGCAGUCGUGCUUCCCGCGUCCCAUGGUACCGGUGCCUACGUCUGCCUCCUGCUCAACAUGUUCCUCGAGGCGCCAGUGUUCCCGACCGUCUUUGCGACGGCACUGCGUGGAGCCGGCCGCCACACCAAGCCAGCGAGCAUUGCCCUUACCGUGGCAAUUGGAGUUGGAGCUUGCGUCUGGGAGAGCGUGACGUACGGAGCGUGGCGUGCCCAGAACAAGGACAUUCACAAGGCCAUCGUCGUCGUGCCCAUCCUGUUUGGCAUCCAGGCAAUCUACAGCCUGACGUUGACGGCCAACGUCAAGCUGCGCCGAUGGGUCGACCCGUUCUGGUCACGACCUGCGGCGCACGGCCCCAGCGAGUUGACAUUCGGCACGUUUGAGCACCCGGAACAGCUCGAGCCAGACUAUGGCAAGCAGCCAGCGCUGUGCAAGACCGAACUGGCCAUCAUUUAGCAGAGGUCGGGAGAAGAGGAGAGCGCGACGAGUGCAUUUGGAGGAGAUUCGGCUUCAGGAUCGUCCACCCACCACCCACCACCCACACAAGCAUAACCAUACCCAUCCCAUACUCUGUGUUCUCC
This is a messenger RNA of Vanrija pseudolonga, 3173 nucleotides long. Its product is annotated as Glucose/galactose transporter. Gene Ontology annotation, biological process: transmembrane transport. Gene Ontology annotation, molecular function: transmembrane transporter activity. The record is from RefSeq and is a predicted model, not a curated record. Lineage: Eukaryota; Fungi; Basidiomycota; Tremellomycetes; Trichosporonales; Trichosporonaceae. The transcript is spliced from 6 exons. Bases 25 to 3048 code for a protein of 1007 amino acids.